CGCUGCGGUCAUCGCAUUAGACGCAAACGUGACGUACACAGCGUAGCCGAGCAUUGUUGUCUACACUGCUCCACAGCGCGCGUCGAUUGGAGCGCGAAACGGCAGCAGCUGAUCGUGCAGCGCGGACUUUUUGAAAGCCGAGGCGAAGGCAAGCGCGCGAAGCGCGCCUUCGAGCUCCUGCGUGGACGCAGACGGUGAGACCUCCACGUCAUUAACGCCACCCGGCACCACAGUAUCGAAGGAAGGACGCUAACAUGCCGCCCAAACGCAAGAGCACGGUCACCGUGAAAACCGAGAAGGUUAAAACCGAAAAGAAACCGGCCAAGCCGGCGGCCAAGAAGCCGGCCAAGCGCGCCGCCGCGGAAGGCGACGCCAAGCCCAAGCGCGCGAAGAAGCCGCGCGUCAAGGCGGAGCCCGGCCCGCGGACCCUCGCCCUGCCGCCGGCGGCCGCGACGAUCGGCUUCGCGAGCGGCGCGCCGCGCGCGCCCGUCCGCACCGGAGAAGUAAGGGUCGGCCCCCGCGCGCGUUUCGCGCGCCCCAUCGAGAAGUUCGAGCGGUUGGAAAGGAAUGGCACGGUCUAUCAGUGGAGCUCCGAGGCGUCGGGCGCUAUGACCAUGCAAUGGACGGCUGUCGACGAGCCCUGUCGGUUCGUGGGGUCCCGCACGCUCGAGUUCUCGCUACCGUCGGGCACCGACGCCUCGAGCGUCGUGAAGAAGCUCUGCCGGGGCGUGAAAGCGACGCGCAAAGAAACUCAAAGGCAUUACGGUCCCGUGAACUACGAUAACGACGGCGAGGCCGCGAAGCCGAACGACGGCGUCACGACGACCGUCCGACGUUUAGAAGAUGACGUCGCGGCGGGCAAGAUCCUAGCACAGGACGACGACGCGGCGACGUUCCUCGCGUCGGCUGCUUCGUUAGCUUCCCCGGCCCAACUCCCCAAAAACAUGCCGCCGUGCCUCAAGUGUUUAUGUUACGUGACGAAGGUCGAGGGAGCGGAUUUCACUGUUGAAAUAAGAGCCUACGCGACGAGGGUUCUCUUCUAUCUCAUCGCCGACCCCUCGGUCCGGAACGUGCUCAACGGCCUCACGACGCUCGCCGGCGCCGUGACGCCGCGCGCAGCGCCACCAACGCAGCUAGACCUCUUCGCGACGUCCUCACAAAAUGGAAGCGCGGCGCCCUUCACGCUCGAGGGCGUCAUGCGCUCCGCCGAGCACACGGGCUGCGCGGAAGACCCGCAGCCGUCUCGGAUCGCGCUGCCGAUGAAGCCCUACCAGCUCCAGGCGAUCCGCUGGAUGCGCCAGAUGGAGGGCCGCAACCUCAACGAUUUAUUUUGGGAGAAGCGAGCCUUCGCGGACGGCGGCGAGUACUGGUUCGCUCCCGACUUAGGCGAGUGCCGCCUCGAGGAGCCGCCGACUGCGUCGGGCGGGUUAUUAUGUGACGAGAUAAGCAUGGGGAAAACGGUUGAAUUACUGGGCUUAGUGUGUGCCGCGCCGGCCACGGUCGAACAGCUCAAGGCGCCUGGGCUCGCGAAGAAUCAUAAUGAAGAGGGCCCGCUCGUCGCGUCGCGCGCCACGCUCAUCGUCGUGCCGCCGGCGCUCGUGUCGCAGUGGGUCAACGAGAUCACUAAGUCGAUCGUGGCCUCGAACCCGUUAUCCGUCAAGGUCUUCGUCACCGACAAAAAGCGCGAGGCACUGAUCGCGCCGCGGAGCAAGGGCUCGCAGAAGAAGUCCGAGGAGUUCUUCGCCGUCCGGAAAAGGUCGCUGGAGAGACUGGCGGACCACGACAUCGUGAUCGUCACCUACAACACGAUGCAGGCCGGCGGCCCGUAUUCUGGGCGCGGCGACGUGAACCCGCUCGCGCAGAUCCGCUGGACGCGCGUCGCAGUGCGAAAUCAACCAGUGCGUCAGGCCAGCCUGGAGGUAUUAUUUACUAUUCUGGCCGCCUCGACGCAGCGCGAGAGUGCUUGGCGUCCUCGCACGAAGCGUCUUAGGCUUACCGCACAGGCGCGUCGUCCUCGACGAGAUGCAGAUGGUCUCGUCGCCGAACACGGCCGUCGCGCGGACCUGCGCUGCUUUACAUACGACGUCCAGGUGGAUGGUCAGCGGCACGCCGCUGACGCAGGGCAUCCAGGACCUCAACGGCGAAUUACGUUUUCUGGGAGUACUGCCCUUUUCCUUGUCUGAUGCGACCGACGGCUUCUGGAGCCACUGCGUCCAGAAGCCGUGGAGCGAGCAGGACCCCGUCGCGCUGGAGCGGCUCGAACUUUUACUGAGGCGCGUGGCCCUCCGGCGGUCCAAGGCCCAGGUCUGGGCGUCGGGCCCGGCCGAGGGCCGGCCGAUCUUGGAGCUGCCGGCGCGCGGCGACCGCGUCGUCGCCGUCGACCUGGAAGAUGGCUCCUCGGAACAACUGGCGCUGCGCGCCAUCGACGCGGCCGUGGGCGCCGUCGUCGGGGCGAUGCCCGCGUCGACGACCGGCAUGUCGCGCGAGGCGAACCGCGACCUGAGCCGCCACAAGCAGGUGUGCCUCGAGGUGCUGCGCCAGUCGUGCGUCGGGCUGGAUGGAAGGGUCAAGGUCCAGGAUACGCGGGCCGACGCGCUCACGGACUUUAGGCGCUUCAACGAGGUCUGCCGCAUCUACGACCAGCGCUGCCGCGACGCGCGGUCCAGAAGCGCCCAAGGCUCGGGGGCAGGCGUCCUCGCCUAUUCUCCGCCGCUUAUGACGCCCGGCGACGCCAUCGCGCACUUUGGCGCCUCUGAUAGAAACCAAGCCGCGGCGCGCCAGGCCCAGGGCGUGCAGGACCGGCUCGCGAGAGGCGCGCGCGAGGACCGCACCGGCGUCGGCCGCGAGAACUUCGUCGGCCACGGGAACGCCAACUCGCGCGCGCGCGCGACGGACCGGCAGUACUCUACGCUGACCCUCAUGCAGCGCCUCCACGAGACCGCGUCCUACGCCGCGGACCUCGAGGAGUCGCGCCUCCAGUUCCGGGCCGGCGCGCUCGCGGGCUGCCUCUGGUGGUUGUUGCACAAGCUCGCGCUCGGGGCGGGCGCCGCCGAGGAGCACCUGGCGGCGGACCUGGACGCUUUCACGGACGCUCAGCGCGCGUUCGUCGUGAGGCGCCGCCGCCGCGCCAUUGCUAGAUUUGUGAUUAACUUCGGCUUGCGGCCCGCGGACGUGCGGCGCCACCUGGCCAAGCGCGGCGUGGCGGAGACGGCGCCCGUCCUCGAACGAAUCGAAGCAUUAGUCGACGGCCUGGACGACGCGGGCGCCCUGCGCCCCGGCCGCGGCCCGCUACGGAUCUUUGCGUGGAAGGCGGCACGCGAGAUCACGCAGCAGGCGGCGAAGGCCACGGCCGAGAACCACCUCAAGCUGAUCACGGUGCGCGAGCUGCUGACGCGCCUGCGCUCGUCGGCCGACGAGCACCGCACGCAGCGCGACGCGGCGGCGGCGGCGCGCGACACGGCGCAGGCCGCCGCGACGCGGACGCUCGACGAGCUGCGGCGGCGGCGCCCGCGCGACGACGCGUGCCGCGAGGCCCUCGACGCCGUCGUCGCUGCCGACGUGCGCGCGCACGCGGCCCAGGUCGAGGCGGCGUCGGCCGCGCAUCUCCGAAGCGAGGCGGCCGAGGCGGCGUCGCUCGCGUCCGACGCCCGGUCGCAGCUCCACGUCUUGCAGCAGCGGCGCGGCGACGACGCGCUCAAAGGUCUAGAGGACGAAGCUCUUAACCACAUGAAGGCGGCGCGCGACGGCGAGCGCGACUACAUGCGCGCGUUGGAAGUCCUGGGUGCGGACGCGACGGCCGAGCAGAAGGCGGCCGUCGAGGCCGUCGAGAAGGCCCACGCGCCGGAGCGCGACUCGGAGCUCGUCGCGCGGCUCGGCGCGCGCGCGGCCGCCGCGGGACCGGACAAGAAGCACGAGCUCUACGCGGCCUGGAAGAGGAAGCGCGACGCUUACGUCAAGGCGCGCAAGGCAGUGCUCCGACCGAUGCCGCGCGAGGCGCGCGCCUUCUUCGAGAAUAGAGGUUCCACGAAGAUCGAACUCCAGGCCCGCGUCGAGCAGAGCGGUCUCCAGGACCUCGCCAAGCUCGAGGAGGGCGGCAAGGCCGGCAAGUGCCCCGUGUGCUUUGCGUCGUUCAACACGGACCCGAACGCUCCAUCUUCAAUCGCCUCGCUGUGUUACACGCCGUGCGUGCACGCCGUGUGCCUCGGCUGCGCCCAGCAGCAGGUGCUCUCGAACGGCGUGGACCAGGCGGCGCGCCGGGGCGUGCCGCGCGACCGGGCCGUCGCCCUGGCCAACGAUGGGCGCCUCGCCGCGCCGUGCGUUUUGUGUCGCCGCGAGUAUGUCGUGAGAGACUGCGUGCUCGUGACGGAGCCCCCGCGCGCGCCGCCGCCGGCCCCCGAGAUUGAAGAAGAUGAUGGAGACGAGCCCAUGGCCGACGCGCCGCCGCCGCCGCUCGACGCCGCGCGGCCGCCGGAGUGGACGCCGCACGCGCCCAAGGCCGCGCUCGAGGAGCUCGCGCCUCCCUCUGUCCCGGUACGCCUCGCGGACCGCCACGCGUACCCGAACAUCCCGCCCAACCUGCUCGCGCACAUCCUGACGGCGCGCCAGGCGCCGUCGACAAAGAUGAAGCGACUCCUGAGAGAUGUCACGGCGGCUAUCGCCGGCGGCCCCGCCGAAAAAGCUGUCGUCGUCAGCUCGAUCAAGCCGGCGGUGCAGCACUGCGUCUUAGCUCUGAAGGGCGCGGGCCUCGACUGUGUCUCCGUCGCAAAGGGCGACUCCGCCGACGCGAUGCAGGAGGCGGUCAAGAAGUGGCGCGAGGACCCCGACUGUGCUGUGUUCGUCCUCCACGCCGGCGCGGCGGCCGCGGGCCUGACGCUGACGGCUGCGCGCCACCUGUUCCUGCUCGAACCGUUCCUCUCCGUCGGCGAAGAGGCGCAGGCCAUGAACCGCUGCCACCGCAUCGGCCAGGAGCGCUCGGUGUCGACGACGAGCUACUUCCUGCGCGGCACGGCCGAGGAGCGGCUCAUCGCCUACCGCUCGCGCGAGGCCCAGGCCGCCGGCGGCGGCGGCGGCACGGACGCGCUCUCGGUCCUCGCGACGGCCGGCGACGUGAAGAAGAUGCCGCACCACAAGCUGCGUUACCUCGCUGGGCUCGCCGCGUUCGUCGAGGACAUGUCCGACGACGACGCCUCGGACGACGAGCCGCCGCCGGCGCACCGCCGCAUGCGCGACGACGACUCGUCCUCCUCCGACGGCGACGGCGCCGACUACUGAAGCUUCCCCUCUCUCCCCUGACAUGUGUGCCACCGUGUACCUCUCCCCCUAUGUCUAAACGUUCUAUCUAUCUA
Pelagomonas calceolata is the source of this 5345-nucleotide messenger RNA. The record is from the annotation of a GenBank genome assembly. NCBI's taxonomy places the organism in Eukaryota, Pelagophyceae, Pelagomonadales, Pelagomonadaceae.